CGAAGACAACUCGACGAGCAUUCCUCACCCUCACCUCCAGCAGUCGUCUAGCGAUCUGUCUCCCGCAUCCUCUGAGUUCCCAAGGAGUCCUGAGACCAACUCGAGACAGAAAUGAGGGUUCUGUGGACUUGUCUCCUGCCUCUCCUUCUCGCUGGUGUCGGCCUGAUGCAGGUCGUGGCCGGAAGUGACUGCGAGCCCAACGAGUUCUGCGACAGGAAGAACGGGAGUUGUUACUGGAAGGACGAGAUGGCCUGCAACGGGUCCUCCUUCAGCUACGGCUGUUCGGGGAAGGGGUGCGCCUGCUGUGUCACUGACCCGACAGUGUGCAUCGAGAGGAACUUCUGCGCGAAGAGGAACGGAACUUGCAUCCCCAAGACCCAGAACUGCAGCGGCGAAGUCCUCCUGGAAGGCUGCCAGUCGGACACCUGCCACUGCUGCGUGGAGAAUCCAGUGGACCCUGACGUCGAGUGCGAGCCAAAGGAUUGCGCGAAUUACAACGGAACCUGCUUCGAGAGGGGGAAAGCGCCCUGCAAUGGGACGAUCUACAGCAGGGGCUGCAAGAGCGUGUUCUGCGCCUGCUGCGUCCCAGACACAAGCAUCUGCAUCGCAAAACCUUCGUGCGACGGCGAGUGCAGGAAGGUCAGCGAGGGCUGCGACGGCACGGUGGUCGAGGACGCCUGCCACGGGACGGACUGCCAGUGCUGCGUCGAAGACGACGACGGCGAGGGUGAAGACUACUAGUCAGCGGAGAAAGCAGAAGGGACGGCAAUAGAAUCCUACUUAAAAGAAGAAGAAAAAAAAAACUUUCCACUGCAAGCACAUGAAAUCAAAGCACCAAGGAAUCAUUGUAAUUAGAACAUCCUACCUAAAAAAAAAAAAAAAAAAAAAAAAAAAAAAAAAAAAAAGUUUGCAUUCCACUGCAAGCACAAGAAGUCAAAGCACCAAAGAAUAUAAGGAUAAGGAAGGGGGUAAAAGUCCAAAUUCACGAAGCACGAGAGCAAUUUGAUUUUUCUACAGCGAAAUGCCGUCGGUGUAGAGAGACCUUUGGAGAAUAAACUAUGAAAUUACA
Molecule: messenger RNA, 1069 nt
Organism: Penaeus vannamei (Pacific white shrimp)
Lineage: Eukaryota; Metazoa; Arthropoda; Malacostraca; Decapoda; Penaeidae
Source: RefSeq, a predicted model, not a curated record